Molecule: messenger RNA, 2388 nt
Organism: Ipomoea triloba (trilobed morning glory)
Lineage: Eukaryota; Viridiplantae; Streptophyta; Magnoliopsida; Solanales; Convolvulaceae
Exons: 4
Coding region: 1-2388 (795 amino acids)
Source: RefSeq, a predicted model, not a curated record
AUGGAUCGUAUGGCAUUGGCAAUGGAACAGAUGGCUGAGUUUAUGGAUCGUAUGGCAUUGGCAAUGGAACAGAUGGCUGAGUUUAUGAUGGGUAUGGCAUUGGCAAUGGAACAGAUGGCUGAGUUUAUGAUGGCUCAGCAGGCCCAGAAUCAAAAUCAGGGACACCCUCGGGUCGACUUUGCUAAAGCCAUAGCAAGUAGACACCCACCGAAUUAUGCUGGAGAAGAUGACCUAGUGGUUUUGGAAGAAUGGAUACGGACAUUUGAUAAACUACUUGACGCAGUAACUUGCCCGGCGAAUCAACGAGUAUCUUCUGCGGUUUACUACUUGACGAAAGUCGCAGAUAACUGGUGGGCAACGGGAAUCAAGUGCGAAGAAUUCUUGCGACUGAAGCAGAAAGGAGAAACUGUUCAGGUCUACUAUGACCAGUAUGUGGAGCUGAUGAGAUUUGCUCAGGAUAUUGUGCCGGACGAGGCAAGCAAGGCAAGAAGAUUUGUGCGAGGACUGGAUUGGGACGUGAGAAGGGCAAUCGCACCAUUCAUGUGCUCCACUCUCAAGGAGGCAUAUAAUCGGGCAUCGGAUCAGUACCAAGUGUACCUGGAUCAACAGGAAGUUUACGGUAGGAACAAAAGAAAAGCUGAGGAUAAACAGAAGAGAUUCAAGGUGGAUGAUCGGAAGUCUAACCAAGGGAAAUUUCAACCAAAGCAAGGAGAGAAGAGGGGAGGAACAGACCAGGGGAAACAGUCUGCUUGCAACAGAUGUGGAAAGAGUCAUCCUGGAGAAAAUUGUCAAGGGGUGAGAAUAAGGUGCUGCAAGUGUGGCCUCUUAGGACACAAAUUCUAUGAGUGCCAAACCAGGGUGGAAAACCUCCGGAACUCCUUGCAGAAUACCAGGCAAGGAGGAGGAUUCAAUGGGCACAACGGUCGGAAACCUGCGGAAUCAGGUAACAGGGGAGUUAAUUCUCCACAAGUGAACCGGGGAAGACCUACAUGUUCGAGCGAUAAAGGGAAGUCACCAAUGGGAGAAAGCAGCACAGGGAACCAAGGACGAAUCUACAUCGUCAACAGCGCUCAGGCUCAAGCUGGCGACGUCGUAACCGGUACAUUUCUUAUAAACUCGGUGUUUGGUUCAGUAUUAUUUGAUACGGGAGCUAUCAAUUCCUUUAUAUCAUCCACAUUUGCGGAUAGAUUGAAGUUAUGGCCUACUAAUAAGUUAGACUUAAAUGUGAGAACUGCCUCGGGGAUGGUGGUAGCCUGUAAGGAUCGAUAUGACAACAUUUCGAUAGAGAUUGCGGGAUUCAAUUGUUCCGGAAAUCUUAUUCGUUUUGAGUUAGAAGGCAUCGAUGUGGUACUCGGAAUGGAUUGGUUGGAUAUGUAUAAGGCUCAAAUUGUUUGUAAUGAGCGAAAUGUUGUCCUACGAGGACCGAAUGGGAAGAGAAUAUCCUACCGAGGGAUUGAGAAGCAACCCGAGCCCAAGUUGAUGACAAUGCAGAAGUUGAGGAAGUACGCUCGCCAGGGGUGUGAAGUGUACCUCUGCUUGGUGCAGGAUGCUGAGAUGGAAGAACCGGAGAUCAAUCAAAUCCCAGUAGUGCGUGAAUUUCCCGACGUGUUUCCAGAGGAUCUCACGGAAAUGCCGCCGAAAAGGGAAGUGGAAUUCACUAUUGAUCUCGCACCAGGAACCGCGCCAAUCUCAAAAGCGCCUUAUCGAAUGGCACCGAAAGAGAUGGAAGAAUUAAAGGCUCAAUUGGCAGAAGAACUCAAUCGGGUCACAGUGAAGAACAAGUACCCAUUGCCCAGGAUCGACGACCUGUUCGAUCAAUUGAAGGGAGCUGGAGUAUUUUCAAAGAUUGAUUUAAGGUUAGGAUAUCACCAAGUGCGAGUCGUGGAGCAGGAUAUUCCCAAAACAGCAUUCCGGACUAGAUAUGGGCACUACGAAUUUGCCGUCAUGCCGUUCGGAGUGACAAAUGCACCAGGGACUUUCAUGGACUUGAUGAACAGGAUUUUCCUUCCAUAUCUAGAUAAGUUCAUCGUUGUCUUUAUAGACGAUAUCUUGGUUUACUCAAAGACACCAGAGGAGCACGAAGAACAUCUUAGGACAGUAUUGCAAAUGCUGAGGGAAAAGAAACUUUUUGCGAAACUGUCUAAGCUCAAUUUGGAAAUAAGAAUGGGUAGUCAAGUGGAACAAGAGAUGAAACUAUAUCACUUGUCGGUCACCCCAAACCUAUUUGAAGAAAUCAAACAAGCACAAGGAGACGAUAAUGGGGUGAAUAAACUCAAGGAGAAAAUGAUUGAUGGAAAAUGUGGUUCAUUUGAGUUACACCCAGAUGGGAGUGUUAGAUUUCAAGGCAGAUGGGUUAUACCUGCAGGUUGUAAGAAGAUAAUGGAUUAG